UUCGUUAACCCACCUGUUCGCGGUGGACAGAAAACAGAAUGGGAAAGCUUCAGGAAUUCAAAAUAACCCUUAAUAACAACAAAACUGUGUACAGCCCCGGUGAAUCGAUCUCUGGAACACUGAAGAUCACAAUUGCCCAGUCCAUACAAUGUAAAGCAAUCAAAGUGAACUGCCAGGGCUUCUGUGGAGUGACCAGCAAAGCAAAUGACAUGGACUGGACUGAGGAGGAGCAGUACUACAGCAGCUCGGUCUCAAUAGCAGAUAAAGGCACUCUGAAAGAGGGCGAGCACAGCUUUCCCUUCAAGUUUCUCUUACCAGCCACUGCACCAACAUCAUUUGAAGGGCCUUAUGGACGGAUUAUUUACAGAGUUAGGGCUUUCAUAGACACUCCUCGCUUUGCAAAAGACUACAAAAUAGAGAAGCCUUUCUGCAUACUGAACAACUUCAACCUCAAUGAAGCACCUGACAUACUCGAACCUAGCACAUCUUCCAUUACCAAAAAUUUCUCAUACAUGCUCGUGAAAAAUGGGACAGUGGUGCUGAAAGGCAAGAGCGACAUGCGGGGAUAUGUAGCUGGACAGAUCAUCAAAGUAUCAGCUGAGAUUGAAAAUAAAUCGGACAAGUCUACAGGCCAUGUGGUAGCCAGUCUAAUGCAGAAAGUCACAUAUAACACUAAGAAGCCGACACUUGACCUGCGGGCUGUAGCAGAGGUAGAAGGCCCUGGAGUUAAGGGUGGACAAAAAGCUGAAUGGAAGGAGAAGAUAAUUGUACCUACUCUUCCCCACUCCUCUCUGACUGGUGAUGUCCUCAUCCAAAUCAGCUACUACAUUCAGGUCUCUUUGAAAUACCCAGAGGUGUCAUUAACUUUGCCCAUUUACAUUGGAGGCAUCGCAGUGGAUCCCACUCGGCCUUCCCCCUCCAGGCCUGUCCCUCCCACGCCAGCCCCGCGCUCUAACCCCGCCUCCGCCCCUUCGCCUUCUGCUGCUCCCUCUGACUCUACCCCUCUCAGCCUGCCUUCUUGCCCAAACCCUAAAGCUGCACCCAAACCCAGGCCUCGAAGCAUCUAUGCAUCCCCCAGUGCACCACCAGCAGAUCUGUACCCUGAGCUCUCAGGUGCAGAUAACUGCAUUGGGGAAAUGACAAAGAGUUCACUGCAGGAGUCAGGUUCUCAGGCUGUGUCCCCUAAUGCAUUCAGCUACGCUCCUGGACUCAGCUUCAGACAGAGCCAAAACUCCAACCAUGCAUCAGGACCCCCUUUCAGUUCACCCACCACCCCUCAAGACAGAUCCUUGUUGGCCUCCUCUCCAAUGAGCAUGCCUCCAAACUAUAGGAGUUCAGCAUAUCCACAUGAGCCUCCACCUUCCUAUGAAGAUAGCUGCAACACAUAAGAUUUUACCCAACCACAGGAAGAAGACUAUAAAUCAUUUGAGGAAAACAUUGCUUUCAAAACACUCCUGUGACUUAUUAAUAAAUGCAGAUCUCAAGCACUUUUUGUACUAAAUGUGUAAAUCAACAAAUUAGAAUCUGGAAUUAAACAUAAGAGGUCAAUUUAUACACUACUAUGAUCUAUGAUGCCAAGCAUUUAAAAAUUAGUAACUUAAAUUUUUUAAAUUGGAAAUGAUCUGCUAGUCUCAUCAUAUUUAUAUCAUGCAAAAGAUACUACUUAUUUUUAGUUAGGUUAUUUUGCUUUGUCCCUUUUAUUAGCAAGUUUAUGUUUUGUUUUCAAUUUUAUUGAUAAGCUAAAAAAAAUCCAGAUUAGUUCAUAACUUUUUAUAUAUGUCUAUAUAUUUGGUUGCACAAAUCAUCCACAAGUCUUUAUAUGACACUACAGAUUAUAUAUAGCCUUAUAAAUAUAUAGUAUAGGUUAUGUGGUGUUGAAUGACCAAUUGUUAGUAUUGUUUUUUUUCCCAAGGCAGUUUUAUUGCACACUACUUUCAUAUUAAAAAGCAUUUUGUAUUAAAACUGUGAUUUGUAGUUAAUAGUAGUGUACAUAUUAAUAAA
Messenger RNA from Myxocyprinus asiaticus (Chinese sucker), 2001 nucleotides. Its product is annotated as arrestin domain-containing protein 1-like. NCBI's taxonomy places the organism in Eukaryota, Metazoa, Chordata, Actinopteri, Cypriniformes, Catostomidae. The transcript is spliced from 8 exons. Gene Ontology annotation, biological process: protein transport. Gene Ontology annotation, cellular component: cytoplasm. Gene Ontology annotation, molecular function: ubiquitin protein ligase binding; ubiquitin-like ligase-substrate adaptor activity. The coding region runs from base 39 to 1388 and encodes 449 amino acids. The record is from RefSeq and is a predicted model, not a curated record.